AUGUAUUCCCGCUAUUCCGAUAAUUUCGUCUGUAGUUGCUCUGAGACGUCUGGGAGUACACGUGUGUUAGUGAAAGGCUUCGUCAUUGCCGGUGUUAAGAUAUUAUAUCAAAUUUGAAUCCAAGGCAAAUUAUAAAGCAAUGAAAUGGCAUUAGAUAUGGGACUUAUUAUUUUGACGUUAGUAAUCGGGCUUCUAAUCGCCGUUCUAGUGUGGUCUCUCACUAAAAAAUCCACACCGCCAAGCACUAAAGGAAAGAAUGAAAAAAGUGCAUACAGUAAAAAAGAGGGAAAGAAGACAUCAGGAAUGCCAUCUAAACUUCCCAAGAAGAAGGCUGCUCCAGCGGUCUCCAAGGAUUCCAAAUCAACAUUCACUCAUUCAUGGCUGUUGACGUCAUUGAAAGGCCACACUGGUGCCAUCACUGAUAUGGAUUUUAGCGCUAACGGGAAACAUCUUGCCACUUGUGCAGAAGAAUUAGAUGAAGUAUUUGUCUCCCAACCCAUGGUAGAGACUCCAACCCCUAGUGAGACAGACUCUGGCUGUGUACUCAGCCGAAGACAGAAAAGAAAUCGGAUGAAGAAAAGCCAAGCUGGGAAUAAGAAGAAAGAACAUCCCACCAAGACUGUGGAAAGCAAGCAACGAAUGAGGAGAGCCACUCCCUUGAAAUAUUACACUAGACUACAAAUGAAGAAUUCUGAACUUUAUACUUACUUAUACCAGUAUGUCUUGCUCGAUGACCAGCUGCUAAAUUUGGGUUAUCCAGUUGAAAGUUCAUUUUAUCCUGAUCGUGCCAUUAUUUACAAGACCCCAGAGGCAAACGUCACUUAUUACCGAAGUGACGUGAGGCGUGCUUUUAGACAUCAACCAGAAAUAAUUGAAAUGGCUGAACAUCUUUAUAGCUCCGAACAUGGGGAUCCCUAUGAAGAGAAACCACCGCUAAGUCCCAGCCUUGAGAAACGCUGUGUGAGAUGUAAAAAGGGCUUUUUUGUCACACUGGAUGGUGAAUAUCUCACUGAAGAAAGAUGCAUUUACCAUUGGGGUCAAUGGAAGCGCCCCUCAUCACCAGGAGAAGCACAUGGCUAUACGUGCUGUGCAGGAGACGAAGGCUCAUCUGGCUGCACUUCCGGUGAUCUCCACGUUUGGAACGGCGUUAGCCCUGGAAUGAAUGGACCAUUUACUGAUUAUGUCCGCACCACUCCAGGCAGCGGCUCCAAAAUUCAUUCGAUAUACGCUUUGGACUGUGAGAUGUGCUACACCGGCCGUGGCCUGGAAGUUUGCAAAGUUUCCGUCAUCAGCAUCGAUGGUUGUCUAGUUUACGAGGCCUUGGUGAAACCACAUCACCGAGUGAUUGAUUACAAUACUCGUUUUUCUGGUCUUUGCGAGCAGGACCUGAAGAAGGCUACAAAAACUAUAAAUGAUGUCCAGCGGGAUCUACUUGGAUUCAUCUAUUCACAGACUAUUCUCAUCGGACAUGGACUCGAAAAUGACCUUCGUGCAUUGCGUAUUCUUCACUCAAUUAUAAUCGAUACUGCCGUCCUUUUCCCGCAUUAUUUUGGUUUCCCCUUCCGACGCUCGCUCAAAUCUCUCGUUGCCUCCUACCUGCAACGUAACAUUCAGGUAGGCCAUAACGGCCACGAUAGCUUCGAAGAUGCGCGCGCCUGCGCCGAACUUGUUUUAUGGAAAGCCGCGUGUCAAUUACGACCGCGGCAUAAAUCUGAACACAUGCCUUAAAGAAUCAAACAAUUC
This is a messenger RNA of Daphnia carinata, 1743 nucleotides long. Its product is annotated as transducin beta-like protein 2. NCBI's taxonomy places the organism in Eukaryota, Metazoa, Arthropoda, Branchiopoda, Diplostraca, Daphniidae. The coding region runs from base 145 to 1728 and encodes 527 amino acids. Gene Ontology annotation, cellular component: nucleus; endoplasmic reticulum. Gene Ontology annotation, molecular function: exonuclease activity; nucleic acid binding; protein binding. Gene Ontology annotation, biological process: endoplasmic reticulum unfolded protein response. The record is from RefSeq and is a predicted model, not a curated record. The transcript has 3 exons.